AUGGAUGAUAAAACAAAGACAAAAAUGCAAAUGUUUGAAAAGGAUGAUGACAUUAGCGAAGAUUCCAGCAGUAAGGAUGAUGGUCGAGAGCGCGAAGUGUGGUCAAGAAAAAUAGAGUACAUUUUGUCCCUCGUCGGCUAUUCUGUUGGCCUCGGCAAUUUGUGGAGGUUUCCAUAUCUGUGUAUACGAAAUGGUGGAGGUGCUUUCCUGAUCCCGUUUUUCUUCUUCCUGUUUCUUUGUGGAGUUCCUCUAUACUUCAUGGAAAUAUGCCUUGGGCAGUAUUCAGGCAAAAGUGCAUUAGUCGCGUGGAGUUCAAUCGCUCCACUCUUUAAAGGUAUAGGUUUUUUGAUGAUAAUCAUAUCUGGAAUUGUCUCCUGGUACUACAACCUGGUCAUCACGUGGGUGAUAUAUUACUUGAUCCAUGCCUUUUUUCCCCAUAUCCCAUGGGCUACUUGUGAUAAUGAAUGGAACACAGACACGUGUAUUGUGAGUAGAGCUGACCGCCUCCUCAUGACUAAUACAACAUCGCUGGUCAACGUGUCCGAAAUGAUUAAUGGGUCUACAGAUGGGAAUGCUUACAACCUGACAGAUACAAAUAGUGAUAACAGAACUACACUGACCUAUAAUACGGCAGCAUUUGAAUUCUGGCAAUACAACGUCUUGAAAAAGUCUAGUGGAAUAGAGGAUCUUGGCGAGGUCCAGUGGCACCUGGUUCUUUGUCUUUUUGGAGCAUGGCUCUUCACAUUUUUGUGUCUUAUCAAGGGCAUCUAUUCAGUUGGAAAGGUUGUUUAUGUCACUGUUAUAUUGCCCUACCUCCUGUUGACAAUAUUCCUAAUAAGGGGUUUAACACUAGAUGGAGCUACAGAAGGGAUUUUGUUCUACCUACGACCUGACUUCUCUAGACUCUUACAUUUUCAGGUGUGGUUGGAGGCAGCUGUCCAAGUAUUUUUCUCUCUUGGACCAGCAUGGGGUUCUCUUAUUACGAUGUCAAGCUAUAGUAAAUUCAAAAACAAUUGUCUAAAGGAUGCUAUGUAUGGAACACUUGCUGACGGACUGAGUAGUUUCUAUGCCGGUUUUGUGGUUUUCUCAAUCCUGGGAUUCAUGGCACACGACGCAGGUCUUACCAUGGAGGAGGUGUCAGAAGCUGGUCCAGGCCUGGUGUUUGUAGCCUACCCGGAAGCCAUCAUGAAGCUACCCCUGCCUCAUCUGUGGGGUGUUUUGUUCUUUUUAAUGUUGAUCACAGUCGGAAUCGACAGCCAGUUUGGCAUGUUCGAGACUGUUUCAAGUGGACUGGUUGAUUCUUUCCCAUCGCAACUAAAGGAACGAAAAGUUCAACUGACCGCAGCUUUAAGCGUUAUCCUGUUCAUUUUGGGUCUACCGUUUACAACACAGGGAGGAAUCUAUGUGUUCCAGCUCAUCGACUGGUAUGCAUCGACUCUGUGUAUUGUGUUAGGUUCUUUCCUUGAAUGCAUAGUCAUAAGUUGGAUAUAUGGUGCCGAGAGAUUCAGUCGAAAUAUAAGUAUGAUGACCGGUCGAUCUGCUCCCCUGGUAAUGAGAAUCUGUUGGUGUAUCUUUACUCCCUUAAUCCUGUUGGUCGUAUUUCUUGGUAAUAUCACACAGUAUGGGCCCCCUAACACGGCUCAGUAUACCUACCCAGACUAUGCUGCAGUGGUAGGAAAUCUGUUCGCCAUCAUUCCUUUACUGCCCAUUCCUAUCUUGGCUGUGGUACAACUGUUUAAGGAAAAAGGAUCGAUUAUACAGAGGGUGAAGCACGCUUGCGAACCCGAUGAAAAUUGGGGUCCGAUUGAAGGCGGACAAUUCCUUAAGGAGUAUCAGUAUGAGGGGAACGUGCAGAAGAAUAUGCUUAUAAACUUGAUCGGUGACAGAAACGUGUGA
Ylistrum balloti is the source of this 1896-nucleotide messenger RNA. RefSeq names its product sodium- and chloride-dependent glycine transporter 1-like. Lineage: Eukaryota; Metazoa; Mollusca; Bivalvia; Pectinida; Pectinidae. The coding region runs from base 1 to 1896 and encodes 631 amino acids. Gene Ontology annotation, cellular component: membrane. Gene Ontology annotation, biological process: sodium ion transmembrane transport. The transcript is spliced from 13 exons. The record is from RefSeq and is a predicted model, not a curated record.